AUGUCAAUAGCAAAGAGGGCCAUACCUGAUGCUACAUCGAUCGAAGAGGCGAACCAAAUCGUCCGCGGGAACUGGCUGAAUGUAAUUGAGGAGCAUCAUCUCAAAUACUCGGGGAACUGUCAGGUAAAUGACAUCUUGGACAUUGGCUGCUCUGUUGGAGUAAGCACCAGAUACCUCGCCGAGAAGUUCCCUUCAGCUCAAGCUGUUGGGCUCGACCUAUCACCAUACUUUCUUGCUGUGGCGGCACAAAAGGAACAAAACUUGUUACGGCCAAACCCUGUUCAUUGGGUUCAUGCGAAUGGUGAAGCGACUGGGCUGCCCUCUGAUUCAUUUGACCUUGUUUCCCUUGCUUAUGUGUGCCAUGAGUGCCCAGCACGAGCAAUAACCGGAUUGGUGAAGGAAGCAUUCAGGGUCCUUCGCCCAGGAGGAACAAUCGCCUUAACAGACAAUUCGCCAAAAUCCAAAGUACUUCAGGAACUAUCCCCAGUUUUGUUCACUCUGAUGAAGAGUACCGAGCCUUUCCUUGACGAGUACUACAUGCUGGAUUUGGAGGAGACAAUGAGAACAGUCGGCAUUGUUAACGUUUGCUCCAUCCUGACAGACCCCAGGCACAGAACAGUCACUGCAACCGUGCCUUACUAA
Molecule: messenger RNA, 642 nt
Organism: Miscanthus lutarioriparius
Lineage: Eukaryota; Viridiplantae; Streptophyta; Magnoliopsida; Poales; Poaceae
Source: the annotation of a GenBank genome assembly